UGAAGAUGAACAGGAUAUUGUUGGUUAACCAGAGCUCUUCAUGAAGAAUUCACAAAAAAAGCUAUUGCGCAUUUCCAAAGGAAUCCUUGCGAGAUUUUACAACGAUCCCGAAGAGAGAACUCAAAAAUGUCAAGCGUGCUCGAUAAUGCCAAAGCGAAGGCGAAGGAGGUUGCAAUUGAGGAUUUUAACAAAGCAAAAGAUCUGGCACAAUCAGCUGCUAAAUCUGGAGCCUACUUAUAUCCUAUCAAGGGUAUCUUCUACUUCCUCAGCCAUCGGACAUUAUGGAAACCCCUCCUCUCCAAGCUCGCCCCAACUAUGACGCUCUCGGUUGGGGUGGUGAGUUUUAUGUUUGUCUUCGCAUACGUCCCGCAACUGGCCGUUCUGGUCUUCGUCAAUGGGCCACUUGCGGCAUUCUCUACGGCUCUUUUGACCCUUAGCGAGAGUUCUGCUAUCAUAACCUUCCUUUCCAGGAGAUUCCUAAUCCAGGAUACUUUAGUCGAUACAUUCGAUGGGGUUCUCCUCGCCAGAAACCAAACAGCUGUGGUGGCUGAAGGCCGUCAGCUGAAAGCGGGGAAUUUCGGUGACCCGAUUGGCAAGUUAGGGAAGUUGCUCAAGUCGCCGUUCGACAACUUUUCGACAAAGUCACUAGUGAGAUAUGUCCUGUAUCUACCCUUGAAUUUUAUUCCUGUGGUUGGAACGGCCAUGUUUGUGCUCCUACAGGGUCGCACCCGGGGCUACUCAGUUCACAACCGUUACUUCCAACUCAAAAAAUGGCCGCAAUCAGAAAGAGAGGCUUGGCUUAAGGAGAACACCGCUCCGUAUACAGCGUUUGGCACUGUUGCCACAUUCCUGGAACUUGUUCCAGUCGCAUCCAUUUUCUUCUCGUUCACCAACACAGUUGGCGCUGCAUUAUGGGCAGCAGAUAUAGAGGCUAACAAUACUUCUAUGACUGAGAUGACGACCCAGAAAUCUCGAGGAGGAGGCAAAAAGACCGAGUAGGGAGAGCAGAGAUGCAGCCACCCGAAAUUAGAAUUGGAUUCGUGCAACCAUUUUCUCGUUGAGAUGCUGCCGACCACUCGCUUCAGGUAACAGUGCUGUCUUCGCACCAAGCCACGACUUUGAUGAUCUUCUUUUCUUCAAGUCUUGUUUUCACCCCUGCAUUAUUCGUUUGUUCCUUAUGGCUGGGUAUUUUAUUUCAGG
This is a messenger RNA of Amorphotheca resinae ATCC 22711, 1200 nucleotides long. RefSeq lists its product as hypothetical. Bases 127 to 999 code for a protein of 290 amino acids. Gene Ontology annotation, cellular component: lipid droplet; ascospore wall; prospore membrane. The transcript has 6 exons. The record is from RefSeq and is a predicted model, not a curated record. NCBI's taxonomy places the organism in Eukaryota, Fungi, Ascomycota, Leotiomycetes, Helotiales, Amorphothecaceae.